CUCCGUCUGCUAUCUGCACGCCACAAUGUCCGCCACUUUCACCACGCAUGAUUCAGACGAUGAGUUCUGGUACUACUCCGAAAUUGAAACGAUUGUGCACCCGCGAGUCAAAGCCGACAAUAGUGGAUGGGAGUAUCUCAUCAAGUUCGUCGGAUUUGGUGAUGAAGAGAAGUCCUAUGUCGACGACACAGAGAUGUCGGGCGCGAGGCUCCUGCUGGACAGCUUCUGGACUGACAUCGGCUUUUACAAUAAGGACUAUCAGCCCGGUGAGAUACUUGAACCCUCGAAAGAAUGGCAAGAGCGGCAACUCGAGGAGGUCCGCCGCAGGAAAGAAGCUGAGUGAGCAUUCUUAUCACGCAGCUUCACCAGUGAGGUCGAUGACUUGCUCGUUCGCCAUUCUGCGCUCUUGUUCUCUCCUCCAGUCAUCCAUCGCCGCUCGCCGGAGCUCGCGACCAAGCGCCCGGCCCAGCGGCAGAGGGACUGCGUUGCCUAUUUGUCGAUGUAUCGUCAGGAUGUCGUCCUCUUCGAGCCUUUCGAAUAUGAACCAAUCCGGAAAGCCCUGAGCUCGAGCUAGUUCACGAACGGUAACGAUUCUGCCGCA
Schizophyllum commune H4-8 is the source of this 601-nucleotide messenger RNA. RefSeq lists its product as uncharacterized. The record is from RefSeq and is a predicted model, not a curated record. Lineage: Eukaryota; Fungi; Basidiomycota; Agaricomycetes; Agaricales; Schizophyllaceae. The transcript is spliced from 7 exons. Bases 26 to 343 code for a protein of 105 amino acids.